This is a messenger RNA of Raphanus sativus (radish), 860 nucleotides long. RefSeq names its product protein SOB FIVE-LIKE 1. Bases 279 to 692 code for a protein of 137 amino acids. The transcript is spliced from 2 exons. Gene Ontology annotation, biological process: cytokinin biosynthetic process. NCBI's taxonomy places the organism in Eukaryota, Viridiplantae, Streptophyta, Magnoliopsida, Brassicales, Brassicaceae. The record is from RefSeq and is a predicted model, not a curated record.
CUGCAAUGGCUUUGUCUGGUAGUGUGCUUCAACUGAGUGAAAACCAUGGUGCUAGGGUUUCCCAUGCGGGUGAAACUUACUCCUCUUUAAUUAUAUGAACGCUUCUAAUAGGCUCCGGCUUUUCUUGAUACUUGUAAAAAAAAACUUCUAUAUAAUGAUGAUGGAAGAGCAAAGCCAAAGAGAGACAGAGACACAGAGCUUAUAUCAGAGAAUAAAGUGGUGAAGUGGAUUGAAACAAACAAGAUUUUUUUUGUUUAUUCUUAGCGUUGCUCAAAGCCAUGGAGUCUCCUAGGAACCAUGGAGGCCCUGAGGAGGAGGAAAACAGCAGUUGUGAGUCAGGGUGGACUAUGUACAUAGGAGACGCCUUUCAAGGGGAUGAUCAUUCUACUGUUGUUGUUGAUGAUGACAACGAUGAUGAUUCAUAUGUAAAAGAUGCCGAUGAUGGUUAUGAGAAUGACGAUGAUGGUAAAGAGAGUGAUGAUUCAAUGGCCUCUGAUGCAUCUUCAGGGCCUAGCAAUCAGCUUCCAAAUAAAAACAACAAACAUGCAACUAAACAAGUCUACAUUCAAAAACGCCAACCUACAGAGAAAACACUAAGCAAUGAAGGAGAAAAAUCAGAGCACAAAGCUAGAACAAGAACAAGUGCAGCUAGUCGUGUCCAGAGUAGAGGCAAGGUGAGCAAAACUAAAUGAUACUCAUGAGAAGAAUAUAAGGUGGUUCACAUAGAAUCUAAAUCCUGUAAUGAAGAGAGAUGUUUAAGGUCCCUCACCAAUCCUGUAUUUUUUUGUCUUUAAUAAGCCAUGUGUGUAGGUGGUUGUUUUGUUUUCUGUUUGCCUGUAUAUGUUUAUUCUGUCGAUCCA